CACAUUCUCCACACAACUUUCCCGAGAAAAGCAUCUCUUAAUUUUCAAGUUUCCCAUUUUACCCUUUCUCUCUCUACAACAAUGGCACCAAAAGCUGAGAAAAAACCGGCAGCUGAAAAAACUCCGGUCGCCGCCGGUAAAUCCCCGGCAGAGAAAAAACCAAAAGCCGGCAAAAAACUACCGAAAGACAGCGGCGCCGCGGCUGCCGGAGAUAAGAAGAAGAAGAGAUCGAAGAAGGCGGUAGAGACUUAUAAGAUAUAUAUCUUCAAAGUGUUGAAGCAGGUGCAUCCAGAUAUCGGUAUUUCAAGCAAAGCUAUGGGAAUAAUGAACAGUUUCAUCAAUGAUAUUUUUGAGAAACUUGCACAGGAAGCUUCACGUCUUGCUAGGUAUAAUAAGAAGCCGACGAUUACUUCUCGUGAAAUUCAAACUGCUGUGAGACUUGUUUUGCCUGGUGAAUUGGCUAAACAUGCUGUUUCUGAAGGCACUAAGGCUGUUACCAAGUUCACUAGCUCUUAGUUGUGUUAGUUUGUGUACUGUUAAGGUCUUCAUUAGCUUUUUCUAGGUGUAGAAUUAGCUAGCUUUUAGCUUUAUCUGUUGUUAAUCGUCUGGUUAUUAAUGAAAAUUUCUAGUUUUCGUUA
Messenger RNA from Capsicum annuum, 638 nucleotides. Its product is annotated as histone H2B.3. The record is from RefSeq and is a predicted model, not a curated record. The transcript has a single exon. Lineage: Eukaryota; Viridiplantae; Streptophyta; Magnoliopsida; Solanales; Solanaceae. Gene Ontology annotation, cellular component: nucleosome. Bases 82 to 516 code for a protein of 144 amino acids. Gene Ontology annotation, molecular function: structural constituent of chromatin; DNA binding; protein heterodimerization activity. Gene Ontology annotation, biological process: nucleosome assembly.